Messenger RNA from Oryza sativa Japonica Group (Japanese rice), 2543 nucleotides. Its product is annotated as xylan glycosyltransferase MUCI21. Gene Ontology annotation, molecular function: glycosyltransferase activity. NCBI's taxonomy places the organism in Eukaryota, Viridiplantae, Streptophyta, Magnoliopsida, Poales, Poaceae. The record is from RefSeq and is a predicted model, not a curated record.
UGAGCGUCAUCAAAUUCGCCCCCGUUUCCCUUUGUCCUCCAUGUGAUUCCUCCCGACCGAGCCCGGCCUUGUCCCUUCUCCUCCUCAUUCAUUUUCCUCUUCUUCUUCUUCCCACCUCCCCUCCUCAACUCUCCCCCUUCUCCUGCACCUCUGAUCGUGACGAGCCAUUACUACUACUAGCUCGAUUGCUCGAAUCCCUCCUCCCCCACUCCUCCGCCAUUCACCCGCCUAGCCUCGCGCGCACUCGCGGUGUAUAUAUCUAUCCGGCAGCUCGAUUUGUGGCCUUGCCGGUGAGGUUUGUGAGCUGUGGGCGGCGUAGCAUGCGGCGGUGAGAGAUAGAGAGCGAGAGAGAGAGGAUGCAGCAGGCGUCGUCGCAUCAGCAUCACUAUCAGCACAGCGCCAAGCCUCCCGUGUCGCGGAGCUCGUCGUGGAUCCGGAGGUCCCCGCCGCCGUCGCCGCCGCACAAGAAGCUGUGGGGAGGCGGCGGCGGCGGCGGCGGUGGGAGGAGCAGGUAUGUGUGCCGCAUCGUGCCGCUGCUCGUGCUCACCGUGUACAGCAUCUUCACCGUCGUCCGCAUCCCCAGCUCCUCCCUCGUCGUCUCCACCGCCGAUUCAGAGCGCGUGGAGCGGCGGGAGGAUGUGGAGGCGUUCAAGACGCACCUGCCGUCCAACCAGAACAACCUGGAGGCUCGCGAGGAGACUCGCUCUCCGGCGUCGCUCCCCUGCUCGGCGCUCAUCAACGGUGAGGCGGGCGGCGGGCAGGCGGCGGCGGAGAGCGCGCUGUGCUGCGACCGGAGCCACUACCGGAGCGACGUGUGCUACCUCCGCGGCGACGUGCGCACGGACCCGUCCACCUCGUCGGUGCUCCUGUACAACGCCCCCCGCGGCAGCGCGCCGGAGAAGGUGCGGCCGUACACCCGCAAGUUCGAGGGCAGCAUCAUGAGCACCAUCGACGAGGUCACCAUCGUGCCGGUGGUCGACGCCGGCAGCGGCAGCAACGGCACCACCGCCGGCGACACCGGCAAGGACAGCCUGCGGCGGCGGUGCGACGUGCGGCACCCGCCGGGCGUGCCGGCGGUGGUGUUCUCGACGGGCGGGUACACCGGGAACGUGUACCAUGAGUUCAGCGACGGGCUGAUCCCGCUGUUCAUCACGGCGCAGCGGUUCGCCGGCGAGGUGGUGUUCGUCGUCCUCGAGUACCACUACUGGUGGCUGGGCCGCUACGGCGCCGUCCUCGAGCGCCUCACCAACUACAAGGUGGUCGACUUCCGCUACGACCGCCGCGUCCACUGCUUCUCCGAGAUGAUCGUCGGCCUCCGCAUCCACGGCGAGCUCGUCGUCGACCCCAAGCUCAUGCCCAACGGCAAGGGCAUCCAGGACUUCCAGGCGCUGCUCCACCAGGGGUACAGCCGGACGCCGUCGGCGACCGCCGCGGCGGCGGCGGCGCAGCCGCCGGUGCCACUCGCGCUCGCGGCGCCACCGUCGCGGCCGUGCCUCCGGCCGGACGACCACGCGAAGGUCGCCAAGCCGAAGCUGGUCAUCUUCAUCCGGAAGCAGAACCGCGUCCUCCUCAACCUGCCCCACAUCGUCACCGCCUGCCGCCGCGCCGGGUUCGCGCCGCACGUCAUGAACCUGCGCCGCCAGACCCCUCUGCCCGCCAUCCACGCCGCGCUCUCCUCCGCCGACGCCAUGGUCGCCGUGCACGGCGCCGCGGUGACGCACUUCCUCUUCAUGCGGCCCGGGUCGGUGCUCCUCCAGAUCGUGCCCGUGGGGCUCGACUGGGCCGCCGACGCGUUCUACGGCAAGCCGGCGCAGCAGCUCGGCCUCGGGUACCUCGAGUACAAGGUGGCGCCCGAGGAGAGCUCGCUCGCCGCCGAGUACGGCGUCAACAGCACCGUCGUGCGCGACCCCUCCGUGAUCAGCAGCCGCGGGUGGUGGGAGAUGAAGAAGGUGUACAUGGACCGGCAGAACGUCACUGUGAACAUCAAAAGGUUCGGCGAGCUGCUCCGGUCGGCGAGGCUGCACCUCAAGAACGCCACCGCCUGCGGCAAGGCCGCCUCGGCGGCGACGACGACCGCGGCGAGGUAGGGGUGGCUGGCUAAACCAAGCUCUCCGUCAAUUAGGUGUUAAUUAAUCAACCAAUCAAUCAAUCACAGCUGUUAAUUUGCCCAUGUUUUUUUCUCGGUUUAUUUUUUUUUUCAUUUCAUUUUUCUGCUCGUUUUUGGUUGGGGGGUUUGGGAGGAGUAUAAUUAAGAAGGGUAAAGAAAGGGAGAUCCUGUAAAUAGAAUUGGAUUUAUUGGUAGGGAUCGCCUCCGUGCACAGUGCAUUCGUUUUCAGUUCGGUGUUGUUACUAGGAGGGAGAAGAAUAAUUUAUGGUUAGGGGUUCUCAUAAAUCAUCUUCUUUUGUUAGUCUAUACUACUAGUUGCAAGAGCUUUUUUCCUUCUUUCUUCUUUCUUUCAUUCUUUGGGGUGUCCUGAUGUAAGAACAACAUUCUGUAACAAAGUGCAAUAGAAUCCAGACUCUCUUUACAGAUCAUAUAUGAA